GAGGGAAUGAAAAUGGAGUUAUCGAAUCCUCAUGAGUCUUUUCCCACCUCUUGGUGAUAUAGGACAACUAGAACGUGAGAAACUAUCUUGGAUACAAUUUGUUAGUGAGAUAGUGUAUGAAGAAAGUGGAAAAUUAUAUUGGAGACAGCUUUUUGGUGACAUAAAACGUGAUAAAGUAUGUUGGACACUAUUUAAUUGUGAUAUAGUAGGUAUUGAUAGUGAAAAAGUAUGUUGGACACCGCCUCCUGGUGACACACUACGACUAGAACCUCCGUAGAAAUGCUGAACGCUUUCGUAGACAGCGGUGGUCACCACCAUCACCACCAUCCUCAUCAUCACCCUACCCUGCAGUCGUUGGGGUUGAAGAUGAGUCCACCACCGCCCCCCGUGCCUCAUCACCAGCACCAGGGUGUCCACCCCCAGCCAAUGGCCCCCGUGGCAACACCCCAGGAUGGUGGCCAACAUUUCCACCAGGGCUACCACCAUCUGGAACCGCAUCCUGGGUAUUUCAUCCGGCGGGAACAUGAGUACCAACCGAGCUACCCUGCCGUCGAUCAUGGAGGGUAUCACCCUGGGUUGUAUCCGCACCCUCACCACCACCACACCCGGCCUGAAACAGUGUCCUAUCCUCAGGAUCAUCUCCACCAGGGUGCAGCCUCCUACAACAUGACGGCACCCCCGCAUGGCGCGUUCCUCCGCUAUAUGCGGCAACCCGUCAAGCAGGAGAUGACCUGCAUGUGGGUGGACACUCCGGGACCUCGAAAGACCUGCGGCAAAGCCUUCACGUCCAUGCAGGAGAUAGUGACCCAUUUGACAGUGGAACACGUGGGGGGACCUGAGUGUACGACGCACUCCUGCUACUGGCAGGGAUGUCCCCGCAACGGACGGCCCUUCAAAGCAAAGUACAAACUCGUCAACCACAUCAGAGUGCACACCGGUGAAAAGCCGUUUCCCUGUCCGUUUCCCGGCUGUGGAAAAGUGUUUGCCCGCUCGGAAAAUCUCAAAAUUCAUAAGCGGACGCAUACAGGUGAGGGCAGACUUGCAAAAGUUUCAUAG
Messenger RNA from Nilaparvata lugens (brown planthopper), 1056 nucleotides. RefSeq names its product pair-rule protein odd-paired-like. Bases 280 to 1056 code for a protein of 258 amino acids. Gene Ontology annotation, molecular function: RNA polymerase II cis-regulatory region sequence-specific DNA binding; DNA-binding transcription factor activity, RNA polymerase II-specific. NCBI's taxonomy places the organism in Eukaryota, Metazoa, Arthropoda, Insecta, Hemiptera, Delphacidae. Gene Ontology annotation, cellular component: nucleus. The transcript has a single exon. The record is from RefSeq and is a predicted model, not a curated record. Gene Ontology annotation, biological process: regulation of transcription by RNA polymerase II; central nervous system development.